AUGGGAUCUGCACGCUUGGCUGCAUAUGCCGCUAUAGGACUAUCUUCUAUCUGUGUGAUUCUUACCGUAUUCUAUCUGCCGGUGUUUAUCUCAAGGAUACAAGCCAUUCAGAACAGGCUGGCAAAGAAUGUGGACGAGUUUAACGUUAUGGAGGCGGAAAUUUGGGUAGACUUACAGCUGGCGCGCAAAGAAACAACAGGUCAUAUGGUGGCCAAACGUCAGAUUGAAGGAGAAUGCGUGUGCAGCGAAAUAAACGAUUGCCCACCCGGCCCGAAAGGUCGGCCUGGGAUGGAU
Molecule: messenger RNA, 294 nt
Organism: Strongylus vulgaris
Lineage: Eukaryota; Metazoa; Nematoda; Chromadorea; Rhabditida; Strongylidae
Source: the annotation of a GenBank genome assembly